Messenger RNA from Stegastes partitus (bicolor damselfish), 1160 nucleotides. It is a transcript of the gene il17a/f1, whose product is annotated as interleukin 17a/f1. Gene Ontology annotation, cellular component: extracellular region. The transcript has 3 exons. Gene Ontology annotation, molecular function: cytokine activity. Bases 143 to 622 code for a protein of 159 amino acids. NCBI's taxonomy places the organism in Eukaryota, Metazoa, Chordata, Actinopteri, Pomacentridae. The record is from RefSeq and is a predicted model, not a curated record. Gene Ontology annotation, biological process: inflammatory response.
CUGACCCGAACCUCCAGCAGAACCCGGGGAGCCUUGGACCCGAAAGAACCGGAAACCUCCACAAGACCUGCAGCAGACGACAAAAGUCGCCCGAAAAAGACCCGACGAGGACAAAACGGAGAGAAAAGACGAGUUCAGCAGAAUGUUUUCAGCAGCAAACUCCUGCAACGUGACGGCCGCCUGCCUCGUGGCCAUGAUGCUGAUGAUGAUGAUGCCGGAGGUGAGCGCCAUGCCGAAGGCCUCAAAGACACACAGGAAGUCGUCUGACGGCGCGCCGCUGGACACGGUCCCCCUGCAGCUGGACUCCGACACCCUGGUGGUCAGCGGGAACAUCCGGGUCCUGGCCAACGACUCCAUCUCUCCGUGGACGUACAACGUGUCCAGCGACGACUCCCUGUUCCCUCCGGUUCUGUCCGAGGCCCGCUGCCUGCUGCAGGGCUGCCUGAACUCUCACGGCCAGGAGGACCACGAGCUGGAGUCCCGACCCAUAAUGCACCAGGUGAUGAUGCUGCGCCGCAUCAAGUCGACGGGGGCGGAGUCUAGCUACCACUACCGGCUGGAGUUCCGCCGCGUGGCCGUGGGCUGCACCUGCGUCCGACACGCCUUCAUAGUGCAGCAAUGACGAGCUAACGGUUAGCAUAGUUAGCAUCAACUAGCUUCAGUAUGGAGACCUGAAAAAUAAUCUGCAGUAAAUGAACUAAUCCUGAUGAGCCCAAUCACAACAGAUUAUUUAGUCAAAACGAACCAAUGAAGAGACAGAACCCUGUCGUCACCACAGAACAUCUAAAAACAGCCAAAUAGUCCAAAUACAAAAACCUUCGAAGGCAGAAUUCAGAUUUUCAGUUAUGAGGAGCUCAGAAUUACCACAUUUACUGAAUUAUCAGAUUAUUGUCAAACCAGAUGUGUCGCCGACAUGCUGCUCACUGUUGAACCUUUCAUUUCUAUACAUUUUUCAGUUUUAUUAUGAUUAUUAGUUCAUUUAACUGCAGAAACUGCUCGACUACACGCACCCUGGAGCUGAAGUUAAAGCAAACAAAGUUAUUUAUGGUUUACGGUUAUUUAUUGAAGGGAUUUAUGAUCUCCAGCAGGUAUUUAUUGGUGAUGUUAUUUUAAUGUAUUUAUAUUGACUCAACAAUAAAGAAAAAGCACAUGACAAAGCA